Messenger RNA from Tinamus guttatus (white-throated tinamou), 687 nucleotides. Lineage: Eukaryota; Metazoa; Chordata; Aves; Tinamiformes; Tinamidae. The record is from RefSeq and is a predicted model, not a curated record.
UUAGAUCUUUGGUAUCCAUGGGAGCAUCUGUGGGAGCAGUAACAAAACAGACCCUGUUCCCUCCUCUCAUGCCUGCAGGACGACCUUUUCGUGUAUCCAAUGCCUCCAGAAGCAGUCGGAAAGGGAUUAUGGCCAGCAGUCUGCAAGAGCUCAUCAGCAAGACCUUAGAUGCAUUCUUCAUAUCUGCUGGAAUAGUUACUCUGGUUUUGGAGGAAGAUGGCACAGUUGUGGAAACAGAGGAGUUUUUUCAGUCCCUGGAUGAUAACACACACUUCAUGAUCCUAGAAAAGGGACAGAAAUGGACACAAACAAGAAAUGCACUCACGCCAAUGAAGGAAAAGAAGAAAAUGGGAGUAGCUAACAUCACAUUUGAUCUGUACAAGCUGAAUCCCAAAGAUUUUAUUGGCUGCUUAAACGUGAAGGCCACUUUCUAUGAGAUCUACUCUGUGUCAUAUGAUAUCAAAUGUAUGGGAGCAAAAAGCAUACUGCGGAAGAUACUUCAGCUGGUAUCCCAUGCAGCACAAAUAGUUGGACAGUUUCUUGUCUGCACUGGAACAUACAUGCUGCAGCUGAUGGAUGAAUACGACAACCGCGCGUGUACGAGAGCGAAGCGGGAGCAGUGAGCACAGCUGCGCUUCCAACACGGGAUCCUUUUGCUUAAAGAUGUUCUUUUGCCCAGUUGUGAUU